AUGUCCUCAGGAUCAAUGACUCAAGAACAUCGUGAAAUCCUAAGAGCCAGUCGUAUGUUACUUGCUCAAAAAUGUCGGGAUCAAAUCUCACCGAUAUGUGAAUAUUUACUUGAAGCGGAAAUAUUAACAUUUUGCCACAAACAAGUAAUCGAAUCUAAAUCGACGGCUUUUGAAAAAGUUCGGACUUUAUUGAAUAUUCUGCCUGAGCGUGGCGAUAGAGCCUUUGAUGAGUUUUGCAAUGCUUUAACAUAUUGUGAAAUAACAGUGGAAAACUUCAAUAGUGGUCUUGGGUCUAUUUUGCAAGAAUCUGAGAUUAGUCGAAAGGAAGAAACAGCAAUGCAAAACGCUAUGAAUCCAAAUCAAGAUGAGGGUAGAAGGCGUGAAACCUUCAUGUAUAUAGCUGAUAGAAUAAAAUCAAAGAAGUUAAAAGAAUUUGGUCGAAAAUUGAAAUUACAGCCUAAUGACGUUGAUGACAUAGCCGAUACGAGCGAUGGCAGAAUUGACAAGUGUAUUCAUCUGUUGGAAGCAUGGAAUACUACAUUUACAGCAGAAGCGACAUUUGAUGUAUUACUGUCAGUUUUGAAAAGUUGCAAAGAGACAUUAAUAGACGAUGAAUUAAAAUAA
Trichoplax adhaerens is the source of this 624-nucleotide messenger RNA. RefSeq lists its product as uncharacterized. NCBI's taxonomy places the organism in Eukaryota, Metazoa, Placozoa, Uniplacotomia, Trichoplacea, Trichoplacidae. The transcript has 4 exons. Gene Ontology annotation, biological process: regulation of apoptotic process; signal transduction. The coding region runs from base 1 to 624 and encodes 207 amino acids. Gene Ontology annotation, molecular function: death domain binding; protease binding. The record is from RefSeq and is a predicted model, not a curated record.